Messenger RNA from Erpetoichthys calabaricus (reedfish), 3507 nucleotides. RefSeq names its product glutathione hydrolase 7. Lineage: Eukaryota; Metazoa; Chordata; Cladistia; Polypteriformes; Polypteridae. Gene Ontology annotation, molecular function: glutathione gamma-glutamate hydrolase. The record is from RefSeq and is a predicted model, not a curated record. The transcript is spliced from 16 exons. Gene Ontology annotation, cellular component: plasma membrane. Gene Ontology annotation, biological process: glutathione catabolic process. The coding region runs from base 202 to 2232 and encodes 676 amino acids.
GGCAUUUUUUUCAAUAAUUAUUAUUCGGUGAUGCUCGCCGACAGGCUGCGGCUUUGAAGACCACGGAUAAAACAUCUACAUUAAUUUAACAAUCCAAAAUAGUCUCAGGCAGUUCAGUGGGUAAACAGGGUUUGCAAUAACUGGAGCAAAUCUUGCACCAGUUUAAGAGGUUGUUGGACCAGAUUGUGAAAAACUUCGCCAAUGUAUACGUCUUCUCGGGACCCUGGAACUGGACAGAUGAGUGGCACCAUAUCAGACAAAGAUGCUUGCCAAGAGACAACUUUGGGUGCUUAUUCCCCUGUUGAUUAUAUGAGUAUUACAAGCUUUCCUAGGCUGCCAGAGGAUGACGCGGCAUCAGGAGAGAAUAUUAUACGGUCUCGUAAAGAAGAGGAUGCAUUUCUCAGUGAGCAAGACACAGAUCCAGACCUAUUUCUCAAGUCUGCUAGACUGCAGCGCCUCCCAUCAUCCUCCUCGGAGCUGGCCAGUCAAGAUGUGUCACCACUGCGUGAAACUCAACGAGAUCCCCUAGCAGGAGACUGCACUUGCCGCCAGGAUGGUCUCACCAUUAUAAUUACAGCCUGCUUGACCUUUGCUACUGGGGUCACAGUUGCCUUGAUUAUGCAGAUCUAUUUUGGUGAUCCUCAGAUUUUUUCACAGGGAGCUGUAUCAACAGAUGUUAGUCGCUGUACCUCCCUGGGUGUCGAGGUACUUAAGAGGCAGGGUUCCUCUGUAGAUGCUGCCAUUGCUGCGGCUGUUUGUGUUGGUAUCAUCAACCCACAUUCUUCAGGCAUUGGAGGAGGUGGUGUGAUGCUUGUUCAUGAUAUCCGGAAGAAUUUAAGCAAAGUUAUUGAUUUCCGAGAAACCGCACCUUCUGCAGUCACGGAGGAGAUGUUUCAGCUGAAUGUGGAGCAAAAACCUGGUUUGCUGGUCGGAGUCCCAGGAGUACUCAGAGGAAUGUAUGAAGCACAUCAAGAAUAUGGAAGACUUUCUUGGGCAGAGAUAAUGACCAUGACAGCAGACAUCGCCAGAGAGGGAUUUAAUAUUACUCACGAUUUAGCCGAAGCCAUCUAUAAAAUGAAAGACCAGAAUGUUUCGGAAAAUUUCCAGGACCUCUUUUUCCAAAAUGGACAGCCAUUGCUGGCAGACAUGUUUAUGCAACGGUUGGAUUUGGCGGCCAUUUUUGAUGUAGUUGGGAGGCAAGGAGUAUCUGCAUUUUAUAACAGCAAUUUAACACAAGAAAUUGUGUCAGAGGUUCGUGAAAGAGGAGGAGUCCUUCAAGAGGAUGACUUUGUCAACUAUGUUGUUGUUCCAGAGAAGCCACUUGAAGGCUAUUACCAGGGUCACCAGAUUCUGGUUUCUCCCCCACCCCAUGCCGGAGCCGGUUUAAUUCUAGCCCUGAAUAUUCUGGAGGGCUUCAAUAUAACUAGCCAGGUUCCAAGAAAUUCCACCUAUCAUUGGAUCACUGAGACUUUGAAGAUGUCUUUGGCAAUGGCAGGUAGCCUUGGAGAUCCACAGCAUGAUCCAACAGUUGCAGCUGCAGUUAAUGAAAUGUUAAGUAAAUCAGUAGCGGAUUUCUUGAGGCAAAAAAUAAACGAGUCUCGGGCAUUUCCUCCAUCCCAUUACAUGCCUGUAUACUCUGUGGAAUCUGGGCCCUCUGCUAGUCAGGUGGUGGUUAUGGGAUCAGAUGACUUCAUUGUUUCUGUUGUGAGUUCACUGAACCGACCAUUUGGUAGUGGAAUUGUAACAUCUUCUGGGAUUGUACUCAACAGUCAGAUGCUAGAUUUCUCAUGGCAAAACAAAACACAAACCUCUUCAUCAACUUCAAGAAACAGCAUACAGCCAGGGAAAAGGCCUUUAUCUUUUCUUCUUCCAACUGUGGUACGACCAGGGCAAGGCCUGUGCGGCACAUACCUGGCACUCGGUGCUUCUAGUGGAGAAGCAGCCCUUAGUGGUGUCACCCAGGUUUUGUUAAAUGUUCUCUCGUUCCACCUAAAUCUCAGUGACAGUCUUUCUUUGGGACGGCUGCACCCACAACUUCAACCCAACACAGUUCUGGUGGAUAAUGAAUUUUCAGAGGAAGAUAUUGAUGUUCUGAAGAUGAAAGGCCAUGAAGUGGAGAGGAAGGAAGUUCUGUCCAUUGUGGAAGGAACUAGACGAACCAAUGACCUUAUUAUUGGAGUAAAGGAUCCCAGGAAUCAAGAUGCAUCUGCUGCUACGACAGGCACACUAUGAAGUGGGUAAAUAGAAGGACCAAGAUGAAGAAAAAUGUAAUAUAGAACUGCUGACCAAGCUUAUGGGCAUUUGAACAAUAUUUUAAAUGUAAAUUAUUUGCACAUCCUACACUGGAAAAAUUGUAUCUUACACAUAUGUCAAGGCUUUCUGAAUUUUUCCAGGAAAAUCACUUGCUCACUGUACUAUAAAUUCAGUGGCUUAAAAAUAUAAAUAGAGCCCUGUAAUGAUGAGGUCUUGGUAAGCCUUUGCUGUGUUGAAGCUCGUGAAGUGCCUAGGUACUCUAUGCCUGCAGUUGCCAGUUGUGUAUGCGUAGAGGUUAUAUAUAAAGGAAAAAACGUUCCUUCAACAUCUGUCCAAGGCUGUCAGACUGGAAUAAAGCCGAAAGAAAGAACCUAAACUUGCAUUCAGUCACUUAUUUAGGCACUAGAGUUUAAUCUGUACAGAGCCUGAAAACAUUUAAAUUCUAUCCAUACUUCACAAGAAGGCUGCUGCUGCUUAAAAACUGCUUUAUAUUUAAUGUUUAUAAUUUGUGAGUAACUUAUUUUGGCCAAGGUUAGGCUUGUGGACUGUCUGAUAAUAAUUGUUGGCAUGAGGUGGAAAAAAAUGCACACUUUAAGUAUAUUUCACGCUGAAUCCUAAUGGCUCAGGAUGCUCCUAAAUGUAGGUGCACUUAAAUGUACAGUUAGAUAAUAUUUUUAUUUAAAUUUCUGAAAGGGUGACUAAAAUAUUUAUUUUGUUUUUUACUCCGUGUAUCACCCCAUUCAUUCACCCAGGAGGAAUACAAUGUAAGGUUGUGUGGCCUUGAGGACUAGGGUAGUGUGUUCACAUGCAGACGUUGAUUUGUCUCUUCUAGACAAUAGGGAGAUAGAAUUGGAAUAUGUUGAUUUUCUCUAAUGAGCUUCUUACUUAGUAAACAAAGAGAAUACAAAAUCUAAAUUCCUGGUUGGAUGAUGUUCAGUAGGUUUGUGUGGGAAUGUAGGUGACUGCUCUCUUUUUAUGGGUGGGAAGUGAUGGAAAAAAUUUAAAUUGCACACUAAAAUAAACCCUUGAAAAUGAUGGGCAGAAAAGGGAGUGAGUGAGUGAGUGGUACCACAUUUUUAACAUUUUUAUUUUGGACUGUUUUAAAAUAAAAACACGUGUAGUUUUCAUAGAAAUUUUAAGUUUCUUAAACUGUGCAGUGUUUGCGAACGUUGUUUUAAUGUGUUGCCAAUAAUAAUGAUUUCCUGCUUUAGGUAACGUUUGAAUACUUUUUUAAUAAAGCUUCUUGUGAAAGAA